GAUUUCUUCAUUCCCGCGUUUCAGUGUCCGCAUCGUGUCCAGCGUAUUGGCACAUUAGGUGACGGCGGCAAAUGGGUGUGCGGAAUGGAACGCAUUGUCAAGAAAGAAAAAUGUGUCAUUUACUCCGUUGGCAUCAACGGCGAGUCAUCGUUCGAAGCGGCGCUGCUGCAGCGAGCGCAGGGUUGCGAGGUUUGGGGUUACGAUUUCAGUGUGAACAGUUUUGGUCCAGAAAUAGAAACUGUACCUGACCUCAAGAGACGUUCGCAUUUUCAUUCGUGGGCUCUCGGCGGUGAAGACCAGCACGCCGAGACAGACAAUCCCAAAAUGUACACACUUCAAACCCUGAUGCAGAUGAACGGCCACGACUUUAUUGAUAUCCUCAAGAUUGACAUUGAAGGGGCAGAAUUUGAGUCGCUCGCGGCACUUAUCCAGUCAUACGCAUCCACUACACCCGACACACCUACUGUGCUUCCUUUCGGCCAACUGCAGAUCGAGAUCCACGCGCGUCACGGGCAAGAGCAUUUCGCCGAGUUUUCAAACUGGUGGGCAACCUUGGAGCGUGCGGGACUCAGGCCGUUUUGGACCGAGCCCAACCUUGUCUAUGUGAAUUUAGUGAGGGGGGUAGGGCCAGAGCUUGCCGAGUAUUCGUUCAUCAACAUUCGAGGAGACCAUGCUUUAAUCUCCGAUACCUUCUGA
Molecule: messenger RNA, 696 nt
Organism: Heterobasidion irregulare TC 32-1
Lineage: Eukaryota; Fungi; Basidiomycota; Agaricomycetes; Russulales; Bondarzewiaceae
Exons: 5
Source: RefSeq, a predicted model, not a curated record